GUGGGACUCUCAAGUUUAAGAAGAGCACACGAACUUCUUUCUGCCUUCUCACAGGCUCCAGAAUUGCUUCUAAUUAAGAGACAUAGAUUCAGUGUCAGCGUGGUAGAAGUUACUAGAUAUUGUGAAGAAAUCAGAGGACAAUUUAGCUGCAAAUAUAAAUCAGGUUCAUAUUGGUAAAAGAUGAAGGUGGCAUGUCAAAAACGGUUUUCAUUCCAGUGGUGGUUUGGAAUUGCUGUGCAGCUCAGCAUAAUCAUGCUCGGUGCCUGUUCUAGAAAGCUUUCGACGACUCCUCCUCCUCCAGUCAAGCUGAAUACCGAAAUUCCUCAGCAGGUAGUGAUUGGCAACGGCAUCGUUUCCCUCAAGUUGUCAAAUCCCGAGGGCCAUAUCAUUCAAUCAUAUACAGGAAUUCACAGUGUAUUUGAUGAGAAAAAUGCAGAAAAUGAUAGAGGGUACUUCGACGUAGUUUGGAAUGGUGCAUUUGAGAGAAUCCAGGGGACAAAUUUCUCAGUCAUAGUAGCUAACGACAGUAUAGUGGAGGUUUCAUUUUUGAAAAAAUGGACAGCUUCCCUGAAAGGCUCAAGUGUUCCCAUAAACAUAGACCAAAGGUAUAUUUUGCGAAGAGGCGAUUCUGGGUUUUAUUCAUACAUAAUAUUUAAUCGACCACCUGGAUUUCCUGAAGUGGUGAUUGACCAAAUUAGGAUUGUUUACAAACUCGACGACAGCAGGUUCCACUACAUGGCCAUAUCCGAUACUAGGCAGAGGGACAUGCCAACUGCGGGAGAUAGAGCAAAGAGUCAACCACUGGCGUAUAAGGAAGCUGUUCUCAUAACCCAUCCAUCCAAGGCAGAAUUUAAGGAUGAGGUGGAUGACAAAUAUCAGUACUCGUGUGAGAACAAAGAUAACAAGGUUCAUGGCUGGAUUUCUAGUGAUCCAACACCCGUUGGUUUUUGGUUGAUAACGCCCAGUGAUGAGUUCCGCCAUGCUGGGCCCGUUAAGCAAGACCUCACUUCUCAUGUUGGCCCAAUUACUCUUUCCAUGUUUGUGAGCACUCAUUAUGUUGGCAAGGAUGUAGAAAUAGGAUUUGCUGAGGGGGAGACAUAUAAGAAAGUUUUCGGCCCAGUUUUUAUUUACCUUAACACUGUUUCGGACCAAAAACAGUUUCGGUCUCUAUGGUCAGAUGCUGUAGAACAGUUAUCCAAUGAAGUUAGAAGAUGGCCUUAUGAUUUCGUUGGAUCAAAUGAUUUCAUUCCACCCAAUCAACGGGGAACAGUGGCUGGAGUGUUACACGUCCAAGAUGGAGGGAAAGCUCAACCUGCUAGCAAUGCUUACGUUGGUCUAGCUUUGCCUGGAUUUGUUGGAUCAUGGCAAACAGAAAGCAAGGGUUAUCAAUUCUGGACUCAAGCUGACAAAGAGGGUCACUUCUUAAUUAAAAAUAUUGUACCUGGGGAUUACAACUUGUAUGCAUGGGUUCCUGGUUUCAUUGGAGAUUAUAAAUAUGCAACAAAAAUUACCAUCAAACCAGGGGGCAACAUCAACUUGAAUUCAAUCGUUUAUAAUCCUCCAAGAAAUGGUCCUACUCUAUGGGAAAUUGGGAUUCCAGACCGCUCAGCUGCAGAAUUCUUGAUACCAGACCCUGAACCCGGGCUCAGGAACAGAUUAUAUUCCAGUAAUAGCCCAGACAAGUUUAGGCAAUACGGCUUGUGGGAUCGUUACACCAAGUUAUUUUCAACCCAUGAUCUCGUUUACACUGUUGGUGUUGAUGACUAUCACACGAAAUGGUUUUUUGCUCAUGUCAACAGGAACAAUAAUAACACAUACGUGCCAACCACAUGGCAGAUUCAAUUCCACCUUCAAAAUAUCAUUCCAGGAGGAAAGUACACACUACAACUGGCCCUGGCAUCUGCCAAUGAUGCUAGAGUGCUGGUUAGGUUCAAUGACCCGAAUAGGUUUCCUGACUUCUCAACGGGGCUUAUAGGAGGUGACAAUGCCAUAGCAAGACACGGAAUCCAUGGAUUGUAUAGGCUAUUUACUAUUGUUGUAGGUAGUAAUCAAUUGGUACAAGGAAAGAACGUCAUCUAUUUGACACAGUCAAAAGACGCAGGUCCUUUCGCAGGAGCAAUGUAUGAUUAUAUCCGCUUAGAAAGUCCUCCAACUAAAGCUACUUGAUGAGUUGAUGGUGAUGAUAAAUAGGCGUGACUUUGUUACAAUAGAUUUCUCUCAUCUCGCAAUUUGUAUAAAGGCAAUGCUUAUGACACAGAAGUGUAAAAGCAUGCAUCAAAUAAAACUCCAAUGAAUUGUAUUAACUCAAAUAUUUCUUCAAAAAAAGAAUUAUU
This is a messenger RNA of Cajanus cajan (pigeon pea), 2333 nucleotides long. RefSeq lists its product as uncharacterized. Lineage: Eukaryota; Viridiplantae; Streptophyta; Magnoliopsida; Fabales; Fabaceae. The record is from RefSeq and is a predicted model, not a curated record. Gene Ontology annotation, molecular function: carbohydrate binding; catalytic activity. Gene Ontology annotation, biological process: carbohydrate metabolic process.